GGUUGAAUCCUACUUUUUCCCAACAGUCAGACUGUCUUUUCAAGUUGAAAUUCCUAUUGGACCCCUUUUGAAAACCAUUUUUUUUGGCUUGCCUUCAAAAUUAUCUCCUUGACGAUGACGUGCUUUCUGAGGCAUUUGGCAGGCCGCUUAGAGGCGCUUAUUGGGUGGCUCAGCCAACUCAACCACUAUACCCUGGCCCUGGCCACCGUGGACCUUGUGUGCGUCGUGUGCCUGCUCCACUACAAUCUUGUGUGCCACGGCAGAGAUAUGUUCUUCUGGUGCGAGGAGCUCAACAAGCGAUUCGUGGAGUACUUGCUCUCCGCCAUUGUGCUGAUUGCCACCGUGCACGUAAUGGGCUCCUGUGUGGAUGCCGUUAUCAUCUCGGCCUUGGUCCAUCGGGAGAUGAGUCGCCACAAUAUGCCACGGCAGCAUUUCGAGGAGCGCUACCGAAGAUUUGUGUUUAUGCGGUUGGUGGGGCGCCUGGAGCAGGCUCUCAAGGUGCAGCAGACGAAUGGGUCGGAGGAGGGCCUGGAGAUGGUGCCGCUGGCCGAGGCUCAGCAGCUGAUCAGGGGGGCGAUCGACGAGUUUCGCACAGCGGUGCGUGUUCUACUGUGGCCCAAUCGAUCGGAUCUGCAGGCAGAGGCGUUUGUCAUCUUUCACAUUAGCGAGGAUCAGCUGGAGCAGCUGGCCGACCAAGGCUACAGCCUGGGCGAUGUGGACGCCCGGGAUAUAGUCAAUGCGCGCCUAAGUCACUUGCUGAACCCACCCUGCUAUUAAAGUGUCCGCAAAUUCAUAAUUAGACAGUGUUUUGGGCAGUCUAGCACUUGGACGUACCUUAAUUAUUCAUUAAAAACUUUUUAAAUUGUAAGCCCAAAA
Molecule: messenger RNA, 876 nt
Organism: Drosophila kikkawai
Lineage: Eukaryota; Metazoa; Arthropoda; Insecta; Diptera; Drosophilidae
Source: RefSeq, a predicted model, not a curated record